Messenger RNA from Thrips palmi, 2229 nucleotides. RefSeq names its product homeobox protein homothorax (gene hth). NCBI's taxonomy places the organism in Eukaryota, Metazoa, Arthropoda, Insecta, Thysanoptera, Thripidae. Gene Ontology annotation, biological process: positive regulation of cell population proliferation; positive regulation of transcription by RNA polymerase II; eye development. Bases 697 to 2091 code for a protein of 464 amino acids. Gene Ontology annotation, molecular function: DNA-binding transcription activator activity, RNA polymerase II-specific; RNA polymerase II cis-regulatory region sequence-specific DNA binding. The record is from RefSeq and is a predicted model, not a curated record. The transcript has 14 exons.
UCGGUGAUUGACAGUUGGUAGACAACUGCGGCGUGCGCAGGGUCGGUCCUGGAUCGUCCCGGACGGUCGUCGGUUCGUUCGCGCUACGCCAUCUUCACCUCGCAGGGCAACGAUCGCCAGGGAUCGGCUAGGACCCGUACCAAAACCCUGUGUCGCGUCGCGAGCGUCGCGAGCGCCGCGUUCUGGCAACGCCCGGGCGUUGCGGCAGUCUGACGGCAGUCUGACAGUGCCACAAAGUGCCGUCGCGACCUCCACUGGAAUACACCGCAACGGAAGCAACCUCCGCCCCGACCAAAUAUUUAGUGCUGUGACUAGUGUAGUAGUUGUGUGAUGGUGAUGACAGUGCAGUGAUUUCAAGAGCGUUGUCACCGAGAAGUGAUUUCAAGUGCAACAUAGUGCGUCUGUCGGCCGGGAAUCUGUGUGCAAUCGACAACGAAAUAGUGCAAAAAUCAAAGUGAAUCAGUGAUUACGCGCCAUGUCAGGCCUACUCAGUGAGGUGUCAGUGCAGCGCAAGUGAUAGUGCAUCGCCUGGCUUCGCCCCACGCGGGCACAGCCACUCCCUUCCUCGACACAGUGCUCCUCACCCGAGGGCACAGGAUUCCUCCAGAAGCGGCCUUCGGGCUUAAGCCUUUGAAAAUCUCUUGCGGCGCGGUGUCCCAGCACGCGGAGUUUUCCGCGGCUGGAUCUAAAAAUCACAUGGCACAGCCCAGGUACGAUGAGGGCCUCCACGGAUACAUGGACGCCGGGGGGUCCCUGUACGACAGCCAUCGGGCGCUGCAGGGCAUGCCCCACGCGCACCACUCGCCGCACGUGGGCAACCACGCCCCCGCCAUGCACCCCUACAACCACGUGUCGGCGCCCCAGAACCACGUCAUGGCGGGCGGAGUACCCGACGUCCACAAGCGGGACAAGGACUCCAUCUACGGCCACCCCCUCUUCCCCCUGCUGGCCCUUAUCUUCGAAAAGUGCGAGCUGGCGACCUGUACACCAAGAGAGCCCGGAGUCACGGGCGGCGACGUCUGCUCGUCAGAAUCCUUCAAUGAAGAUAUUGCAAUUUUCUCAAAACAGAUUCGGCAAGAAAAGCCAUACUAUAUUGCAGACCCCGAAGUCGAUUCACUUAUGGUGCAGGCGAUACAGGUCCUACGGUUUCACCUAUUAGAACUCGAAAAGGUCCACGAGCUUUGCGACAAUUUCUGCCAUCGGUACAUAAGCUGUCUGAAGGGCAAGAUGCCCAUCGACCUCGUCAUCGACGAGCGGGACUCGUCGAAACCCCUGCCCGAGAUGGGCAGCUCCACCAACGGCACGGACACGGCCCGCUCCAACGCGGACUCCACCUCACACACCGACGGCGCCAGCACGCCGGACGUGAGACCACCCUCAUCGUCGCUGUCGUACACGGGGCACCCCAACGACGACGUCAGGUCCCCUGGGUCAGUCGGGGGCACGCCGGGACCCCUCAGUCAGCCCCCGGGCUCCCAACAGUCUCUCGACCACGGCGACCCCGAUGCACUAGGUGGUAAAUGGUGCCCGCGGCGAGAGUGGUCGUCCCCUGUAGACGCGAGAGCGGCGGCCACGGAAGCAGCGCGGCGGGGGGUCCUCUACUCAUCAGUGUUCCUGGGGUCACCGGGCGGCGAGUACAACUCCUGUGAUGCGAGCAACGCGAGUAUCGGCAGCGGGGAAGGCACCGGCGAGGAGGACGAGGACAGUGGCGGCAAGAAGAGCCAAAAGAAGCGAGGCAUUUUCCCUAAAGUAGCGACAAAUAUUCUACGGGCGUGGCUAUUUCAACAUCUAACGCAUCCGUACCCUUCAGAAGACCAGAAGAAGCAGCUGGCGCAGGACACCGGGUUAACUAUUCUACAAGUCAAUAAUUGGUUUAUUAACGCAAGGCGGCGUAUUGUCCAACCCAUGAUCGACCAGUCGAAUCGGGCCGUCUUCUCUCCGCACGCAGGUCCGAGCGGCGCCUACAGCCCCGACGGCUCCAUGGGCUACAUGAUGGACGGCCAUGCGGGCAUGAUGCACCGGCCACCCGGCGACCCCGCCUUCCACUCGGAGUACCAGUACCCACCUCAGUACUACGGCCACCACCUCUAGUUAGAGGCGCCCUAAAGAGUCGAUAGGCGGCCGUGACGCCGACGCCGCAAAAUGGCGGCCCGGCUUGGCUGGCUUGGCUGGCUUGGCGCGCUGAGCGCAGACUGAGCUCUGAGCUGCGCGGGGAGGCGGGGCGGCGAG